Rangifer tarandus platyrhynchus (Svalbard reindeer) is the source of this 1572-nucleotide messenger RNA. The record is from the annotation of a GenBank genome assembly. Lineage: Eukaryota; Metazoa; Chordata; Mammalia; Artiodactyla; Cervidae.
AUGGGCUCAGUGGGCAGCCAGCGCCCCCGGGAGGCCAGCGUGGCGAGCACGCCGCACGGGAGCGUGGUGAUGAGCUUCAGCUUUGACGGCGGCCACCUGGAGGAGGCGGUGGCCGGGGCCACGCAGGCCCAGGGCAGUAGGACCAGGGGCAUCCCGAUUUUCACGGACUCUGAGGAGCCGGUGCCUGAUGACCGCUACCAUGCCAUCUACUUUGCGAUGCUGCUGGCUGGCGUGGGCUUCCUGCUACCCUACAACAGCUUCAUCACCGACGUGGACUACCUGCACCACAAGUACCCAGGAACCUCCAUUGUGUUUGACAUGAGCCUCACCUACAUCCUCGUGGCGCUGGUGGCCGUGCUCCUGAACAACGCGCUGGUGGAGAGACUGAGCCUGCACACGAGGAUCACCGCGGGUUACCUCUUAGCGCUGGGCCCCCUCCUCUUUAUCAGCAUCUGCGACGUUUGGCUGCAGCUCUUCUCCAGGGACCAGGCUUACGCCAUCAACCUGGCUGCCGUGGGCACCGUGGCCUUCGGCUGCACAGUGCAGCAAUCCAGUUUCUACGGGUACACAGGGAUGCUGCCCAAGAGGUACACCCAGGGGGUGAUGACAGGAGAGAGCACGGCGGGAGUGAUGGUCUCUCUGAGCCGCAUCCUCACCAAGCUGCUGCUGCCGGACGAGAGGGCUGGCACGCUCAUCUUCUUCCUGGUCUCCGCGGGCCUGGAGCUGCUCUGCUUCCUGCUGCACCUGCUGGUGCGGGGCAGCCGCUUCGUGCUCUACCACACGGCGCGGCCCCGCCACUGCCGCCCGAGCCGCAGGGCCGGCUACCGCGUGCACCACGACGUGGCCGCCGAGGACGUGCACUUUGAGCACCAGGGCCCAGCGCUGGCCAACGGCGGGUCCCCAAAGGACAGCCCGGCCCACGAGGUGACGGGCGGGGGCGCCUACACGCGCUUCGACGUGCCUCGGCCAAGGAUCAGGCGCAGCUGGCCCUCCUUCCGAGCCCUGCUCGUGCACCGCUACGUGGUGGCCCGCGUCAUCUGGGCGGACAUGCUCUCCAUCGCCGUGACCUACUUCAUCACGCUGUGCCUGUUCCCGGGUCUCGAGUCCGAGAUCCGCCACUGCAUCCUGGGCGAGUGGUUGCCCAUCCUCCUGAUGGCUGUGUUCAACCUCUCCGAUUUCGUGGGCAAGAUCCUGGCGGCGCUUCCCAUGGACUGGCGGGGCACCCACCUGCUGGCCUGCUCCUGCCUCCGCGUGGUCUUCAUCCCCCUCUUCAUCCUCUGCGUCUACCCCGGGGGCACGCCCGCCCUCCGCCACCCAGCCUGGCCCUGCGUCCUCUCCCUCCUCAUGGGCAUCAGCAACGGCUACUUCGGCAGUGUGCCCAUGAUCCUGGCGGCGGGCAAAGUGGGCCCCAAGCAGCGGGAGCUGGCAGGGAACACCAUGACCGUGUCCUACAUGACGGGGCUGACACUGGGCUCGGCCGUGGCCUACUGCACCUACAGCCUCACGCGGGAUGCCCACCGGAGCUGCCUGCGCCCCUCCGCCGCCAACGCCUCCUUCCCUGCCAGCCUUUGA